Molecule: messenger RNA, 4866 nt
Organism: Megalopta genalis
Lineage: Eukaryota; Metazoa; Arthropoda; Insecta; Hymenoptera; Halictidae
Gene: Gli
Product: carboxyl ester lipase-like protein Gli
Source: RefSeq, a predicted model, not a curated record
UUCCAGAUGGACCACGGUUGCGAAAAACGGGCAAGGAUGCUGGUGAACGGACACGUCCGAUGUUGCCGGAAUGGCAACGCACUCUCGAGUGACAAGCCGACCUUACGUCGAAACAAGUGGGGCCCCAUCGAGCUGCGCCUCCACCGCCGCACUCCACCACCCCCACCCUUCGACCACCGGUGCAUCUGUGCCUUGCACGCUUGCUGGAACGACGACCACGUGUCGGGGAUUUCGGGGAUGCGUUAUUCCCCCCACCCUCCCGACACACAGCCUCCACCAAAGCCGCCGCACGGCAGUCCAAAACCAUAAAAACCUGGAAUGAGUUCAUUGUUAACGCGUUCACCGCAGUCUCGGCAACCAUCGAAAUUAGGCGAAAUCAAAGAAAUUUGAUUUGACGAGAGAAGAACUCGGAUGUUGGUCCAUUAUGAUAACAAUCGUCAACAAUGUCCCGGUACCGCAAUAUUUUGAGCAGAGAAAUCACGUGAUCGAAGGACGAAGGCUCUGUACCAAUAUCGAACGACGAAUUUGUAUAUUUUGAAAAUCGGACGUCGAACUUGCUGACCGUCGUCGAAGAUGGCAAUUACGUCGACGUUCUUAUUCCCACGCGUUCAAAGGCUACAACGUCGAAGUUCCCAUAAAAGGGGGAUGUACGCACGACAGGACACGAACAACGAGCAUAAUAGCGCUCAUUUAAAUCAACUUGCCGCGAACGUCGAACAAGGACAGCGGCACAAUUCAAUCAAGUUCAGGAAAUUUGCGUUUCUCAUCGAAUCAAGAACGUGCCGAAUUCUAGAACAGAAACGAAUGCUUUUAUCGGAGAUGAGCCUCGUAGGAUGACAAAGAAUUCGUUUCUAUGGCAUGCAAACAAUGAUAAUUGAUUUCUUCCGUGAUUAGGAUAACGUGAAUCGUUGUUGAACGAUUUUGAACACUAUCGAAGCUAGAGCCCAGACCCCGGUGCUGCUUGGAGCGUGACGAUUCCAAGGGGAUAGCGUGUAAUUAAACUCCGCUUGACUCUUUACUGGGACUGUACACGCGCGACCGUGUAAGUAAAGUUGAGCGGGGAACGCCUAAUAAAUCCAGCAAUUGCUGUAAAUUGGAGAACUCGCGCUGGGGAGAAGCCGACUACCGGCAAAAAAUUGUUUGCCUUGUCAGAAAUUCUUGGGAACUGGCUAUUUUCUCCAAGUUUCACCACUCGCCCCGUUACUUCCACAUUUCAUCGAUCGCUUGCCCUCGUCUUCCUCUUCAAACGAUCCAGGACCUGAGAGGACAGCUGCGCUCGUACAGUAAGAAAAACCCUGUUGGAAACGCGUGCAUAACGGACAGAAACGCUGUGUAUUCAAUCUUGGAAAAUGGACAUCACCUUUUCUAUAUUUAAAGUUGUUCGUCUUCCGAAGAAGAACGAACGGUUCAGGAUUCCAAGCCAUUAACGCUCCAGCUACGAUCGAUUAAUUCGUUGGUCAAAUAAAUGAUAAACGACCGGAACAUGCAGGACAAUGAAUUCACAUACCGCUACGAUGAGCAUCACUGAUCUAAUCUCUCUAGAACGUCAGCACGCUGACUCGUCGUCCAUUCACUCAACGACAUACUUCGAUGAUCACAAGUACCCGUGGAUCACGCUGCUCGAUCACGAUUCAGUGUAUACAAUUUACUGACGAGUGGGCGGUCGAUCGUAGCGUGCGUUUGCACGCGAGUGUCACAUUAACGUUCAGUGGCCACAGUAUACUGGACGGAGCAACAUUUUCCAUCAGACAAUCCUCCGGCAAUGUUUUCCUAAAAUGCUGCAACAAACAUCUGAGUAACCUACCAAUACGGUAAUCCACGGAUACUACGAAUUAUCGUAAAACGCUAGUCCAUCCAUAGCACGGCAAGGCAUCACACGCGGUAAGAUGGCCGUGUAUAGGCUGCACUGGUGGUCGGUCGUUCGCGUCUGCUUUUUCUUGGGGUGCCUCGCGACUGCGGCGCUGUGUCAAGAACAAAUACCAGCCGGCAAUCGGUAUUAUGGCCGAGACGGUGUCUAUGUGCCUAACAACGGACCCGAUCACAGGACUGACACUUAUAUUUACAAGGAUAGAAGGUACGGGUACCGUCCCAGUUACCUGGACCCUGUUUACAAAGGACCACCGAGACUGCCAGACGACCGAUAUCAUUUCGAGGAUACUACUUCAAGAUUACCGCUGCCUGGAGUACUAGGAGGUUGGCGGGAGGAUCUUCAAGGCAAAGAACGACCUGACUCUAAAACCUUAGACAGAGAUGUCACUGUUACUACCACCUAUGGACAAGUGCAAGGGUUUAAAGUCUAUUUGUACGAUAAUCCACAAGCGAGACAUAGACCGUGGAGUUUGCCGGUAGAAAGAGUCACGAAACAUGUUAACGUAUUUCUGGGCAUUCCGUAUGCCCAGCCACCUACGAGGGAGGGCCGUUUCAGGCCUCCCAGACCUCACGGUGGAUGGCAAUUGCUUCAAGCUGUAGACUGGGGACCGGCAUGUCCUCAGCCCAGCACAUACACCGGUGCUACUAAAGGUGUCAAAGAUGUAGACGAAGACUGCUUAUAUCUAAAUGUGUUCACACCCUACAUUGGUUCUGGUGUAGCUCAACCGUAUGCCGUAAUGUUAUAUAUUCAUGGUGGAGAGUUUACUUAUGGAGCUAGUAACUUAUUCUCUGGUCACAUGUUGGCAGCAUUUUACAAUGUAGUAGUAGUGUCAAUUAAUUAUCGAUUGGGAGCAUUGGGAUUCCUAAGCACAGGAGAUGAAAAUAGUCCUGGAAAUUAUGGACUCCUGGACCAAGCGAUGGCGCUGAGAUGGGUGCACGAUAACAUUCGAGCUUUCAACGGUAAUCCCGACGCGAUAACGCUUUUUGGUCCAGGCGCCGGUGCCGCUAGCGCUGGACUUUUAAUGGUUGCUCCUGGUACUAGAGACAUGGUCUCGAAAGUAAUAGCUCAGUCGGGUUCUCCGCUGGCGGAUUGGGCAGUCAUAAUGGAUAAGUACAGAGCUCAGAACACGUCCAGAGUAUACGCCGAGAUGUUGGGCUGCAGCAUAGAGAGUAGCUGGAAAUUGGUUCAGUGUUUAAAGGAUGGACGAAGCUUUCUUGAAUUGGGUAACUCUCAGUUAAAGCCGCACGUUGGAAUGUUCCCAUGGGCGCCCGUGUUUGAUUUCAACUUCACAUUGCCUAGCGACAAUCUGUACGAAAACUGGAGAACAUCGGACUGGCGAUUUUUUACCGAAACGCCUGAAAACAGUAUUAAACAUCGUAGGUUUAAACGCAACUUGGCGUACAUGGCUGGUGUGACCACCCAAGAAGCAGCAUACAUACUAUAUAACAAUGCCACACUGGCAAGGAAUCAGUACAUUAUAGAUCCAGAGUCGUUCGACCAAAAGCUAUGGGAGUUCGUUCUUCAGUACAAUUACACUCUGAACCCGCUGGGUGUAUACGAAGCCAUUAAAUAUAUGUAUACUUACUGGCCGGACCCUAAAAACGUUACGGACAUCCGCGAUCAGUAUGUGAACCUGCUGUCCGAUUUCCAUUACGUGGCCCCAUUUGACAAAAUGGCAAAGCUUCUGGUGGAGAAGGAUGUGCCUACUUUCUUGUAUGUACUGAACACAACUAUAGAGGCGUUGAAUCUACCAGAGUGGCGGAGGGUGCCCCACGAUACCGAACUUCUUUGGCUUACGGGAGCGCCAUUCAUGGAUGUUGAAUAUUUCCCAGAGAAAUGGAAAUUGAAACGAGAUAUGUGGACCGAUAACGACCGCAACAUGAGUCACUUUUUUAUGCAGGCAUAUUCAAAUUUUGCAACGUAUGGGAAUCCUACACCGUCGCAAAUCUUGGGAUUACACAUGGAAGUCGCUAGACAGGGCCAAUUGCGGUAUUUAAAUAUUAAUACUACCUUCAAUAGUUCAAUUCUGCUGAACUAUAGACAAACAGAGAGCGCUUUCUGGUCCAUGUAUCUACCCACCGUUAUUGGUCGCUUGGUGCCCACGUAUCCUCCGGUUACCGAGUAUUGGUGGGAACCGAAGCAGCCAUUGCAAAUUGCCUUCUGGUCAGUCUCAACAGCGUGUCUGCUGUUGAUCGUGCUCUCCGUAGUGUGCUGCAUGCUUUGGCGUAACGCCAAAAGACAAUCUGAUCACUACUAUAGCGGGGACAUCCUGAUGGUUCGAGACGACGAACCCUCGGAGGGAAUCGAGAAUCUGACUCGUUCCUCCAAGGAGAACGUCUACGAGUACCGGGAUGCGCCGCCUUUGAGGUCAAGAGCUGCAAGGCAGAACGAGGCGAAGCUUCAGGAACGAUUGGCGCAGAACCGGAAGUUCAGCUCGACCCCAUCGCUCAGAAGUAAUUCGAACAUCUCGCUGAAAGACAUGCGCUCCGAAGGAUUUGUUACCAGUUCGCCAAACGGGCAUCCGAAGCUGAACAAAACGCUCAGCCAACCCGCGUUGCGCAAAAGUAAAACGCAGCUAGUUCAGGGUGUCCCACAAACAGCUGUCUAACAUCCCCACCCGCAGGUUUCCUUAUUUAUCCAAGGUAAAGAUGAUCUUUCCAUAAAAAAAAAAAAAAAUAAGGAGCGACGCGUGACGACUGAGUUUCAUUAACAUUACAAGGUUCAGCUAAAUAUUUAAUCCGUCCACGAAACCGUUGUUGUAUUUGUAGCAUGUACAUACAUCGAUAAUACUUACUUUAUACCAUUUUUUUAUACCGAUUUUAGUUUUAUAAGAAUCGACGUUGUGCCUUUUAGGAAUAUGCGGAUAGCCUUUUACAAGAGAGAAAUACACAUAAUAGUAAUAUAUUUUACAAUAGCGUAAGCCACUCCACAAUGAAUAUACUGCAACGAAACGAAUGCAUUUCCAUUUAUAAAUAUAUGUAAUUUAUACAUGGCUA